Lithohypha guttulata is the source of this 651-nucleotide messenger RNA. RefSeq lists its product as uncharacterized. Bases 1 to 651 code for a protein of 216 amino acids. The record is from RefSeq and is a predicted model, not a curated record. The transcript is spliced from 2 exons. NCBI's taxonomy places the organism in Eukaryota, Fungi, Ascomycota, Eurotiomycetes, Chaetothyriales, Trichomeriaceae.
AUGGCGGCCUCGACAUUCAUCUCGACUGCUACGCGAAGACUCCUUCGGCCACAAAUCAAUGCGAUCCCUCACACCACAUUGCCCAUUAUCCGAAUGCGAGCCUUCCACGGCCAUGAUUUCUUCUUGAAAAUCCAGCCUCUCCGAGACAAUCUCCUCAUGGCUGCUCCCCUCAUCGUCGCUUGUGGAACCGUCCUAUUGGUUGACGGAAUCUUCCCAAGCUAUGCUCGCCCAAUUCCAGCAGAGACGUCAGAGGCUGGGAUUGGUGAAAUCAGAAGCACUGCUGCACAAGAAGAAACCCGCAAGGAGGAUAGCGCUUCCAAAGAGCGAAAGCCGACGCAAUCAGAUAGAACCACCAACAAGCAAGAGGUGGUAAACAAAGGCCCUCUCUACGAACGGACAGCCAGAGGAGCAGAAACAGCUACCAUCCCCACCGCACUCGCUACCUGCAAAGGCUGCGAUGUCUGCUAUGGUGAAGGCUAUGCCAAAGGAUACGAUUACGGCUUUCAGGCGGCCGUCGAUCGUGGAUAUAGCUUUUAUGGUUAUGAAUUUGAGAAGAAGAAGGUUUGGAGCAAGGACUUUGCCAAAGGCUUUGCGGCUGGGUGCCAGAAGGGGUAUAAAGAUGCUUGGUUCGCUGCAACGACCAGCAGCUAG